Molecule: messenger RNA, 1839 nt
Organism: Drosophila montana
Lineage: Eukaryota; Metazoa; Arthropoda; Insecta; Diptera; Drosophilidae
Exons: 8
Coding region: 445-1839 (464 amino acids)
Molecular function (GO): protein binding
Source: RefSeq, a predicted model, not a curated record
UGUAAUUUCGUCAUAAAUAUGUAACGCAUAGCAGGUGUCAUCUCCGACCCCAUAAAGUACAUAUACUCCAGAUCAGCAUCAAUAGCUGUCCACCUGAUCUAGCCAUGUCCACCUGUCCACCACAAACUAGUCUUAGUUUUUAAAAUAUCAUGAAACCUUGCAUAGGCACGUCAUUCUGUUGCCAGCACUACAUAAGUCGGAACCGAAUGGAUUGGAUUACUAAGUAUAUCGCAUGUUUGCCAUAGGAACGAUCUGUCGACAAUUAAGUUCCUGUAAGAAAAACUUGGUAUUUAAAAGCUUUCACUCUGCUCAUAAUGUGUUAAGAAAAAGAAGAUCUUUCUUCUAAGAUCCAGCUUGGUCUAAGGUCGAAGGUUAUUCUGCGCGCUUACCAACACUGGACUGACAACAAAGAAGGAGUUGCCCGGGCAACAAUUUCCUGUCUCCAUGACUAACCACAGCUAUAUGGAUUUCACGUAUUGCGAAUUCCCCAGCACCGUCUCUAUUGACACCUUCAAGGCCUAUUUCAAUCCCAACGAUGUCAAGCUGCCCCAAGUCAAUAGUAAAUCAUUGGACCAAUUCCAGCCCGAGACCGGCGAGGGCCAAGCAAAUCAAGCGAAAAGUCUGCGACAUCUUGUGCUCGAUGCCAUCGUAAGCAAUUGGAACGAGCUGCCGCUUUACCGACAGCUGCGACGACGCCAGGACCGUAACUAUAUACUCAGCCAGCUGGAUACGCAGCUGCCGCUGCAGUUGCUCAGCUCUCACAUCCGUGACGAUUACUUCUGGCGGCGCUGCUAUGAGCUACGCUGGCGCAUGGCGCCAAUGCAGGCGCGGGGCAUGGAACGGCGCUGGAUUAACAUUUACAUGGAGCGACAUGUGCAGGAGUUUAUUGAAAAUAUGCAAACCGGCGACUACGAGCAGGAUGGCAAUGUGCAGGCCGCCUUGGACAUCUGUGCGUCGUACAUAAAUCAACUAGAGAUAAAUCUACUACAGCCCCCGCCGCCAGGCGGCGAGAGCAAUGAUCACAUUCCGCUUGAUUACCUGCUGAGCAAUCUGCCGGACUUACGCCGACUGCGGCUGAGCUACAGCACAAAGACAGCGGGCAUCAAUUACCAAAUAGGCUGCAAUCAACUGACGGCCCGUGACAUACUGCUGCUGGCCAAGGGACUUAGCCAAUGCUACGAGCUGCGCAAGUUUUGCCUACACAAUACGAAGUUGUUGUCGUAUCAGCUGCGCUUUCUGGCACACAGCCUGGACAAGGGCUGUCAUCACCUGAAGGAGCUAUCCCUGCUGCACUGUGCCGUUGGCGAUGCGGGCAUACGCUGUUUUCUCGAAACAUGCGGCAAGGAAUCAUUUGCCACUCUGACGGUUCUCGACCUGACCAACAAUAAAAUUACGGAGGAGGGCGCCUAUACGCUCAGCCGAACAUUGACCCAUGUGCCGCUGCAGCGUCUCGUGCUGCGCCUGAAUCCCAUACAAAGCGAUGGCGCCGCUGCCAUCUUUAACACGCUGCAGAUGAUGCCCAUCCGGCAACUGGACAUGGGCAGCUGUUCCAUCAGCGAGAGCAUUACCAAGUUGUUCAUGAUGCUGAUAUGCCAGCAGAAGACAUUGCUCUGCAUUGAUCUAUCUAACAAUUAUCUGGGCGAGGAUUUUGGCAAGCACUUGCUGAAGAUCAUAAACUGUAACAAGAUGCUCGAAGAGUUAGAUCUGCGCAACACGGGCGUUCCCUUAGCCACACGCCGCAAAUUUCAAGAGAUUCUGAUCAAGAAUGCCGAACGCAAGAAGCACGAGGCACUAAAGCAACAAAAACGAGAGAAAUUCAACGCUAUGAUUAAAUUUUAA